Dothidotthia symphoricarpi CBS 119687 is the source of this 1551-nucleotide messenger RNA. RefSeq names its product Undecaprenyl diphosphate synthase. The record is from RefSeq and is a predicted model, not a curated record. Gene Ontology annotation, cellular component: lipid droplet; membrane; dehydrodolichyl diphosphate synthase complex. Lineage: Eukaryota; Fungi; Ascomycota; Dothideomycetes; Pleosporales; Dothidotthiaceae. Gene Ontology annotation, molecular function: ditrans,polycis-polyprenyl diphosphate synthase [(2E,6E)-farnesyl diphosphate specific] activity. The transcript has 3 exons. Bases 195 to 1292 code for a protein of 365 amino acids.
GGCAUUGCUCCGCCCGGGUUUACGUAGCAUCUACGAUUGACGGGCAUUCACAUAACCAUUGCCCAGCGUUGCUGUCUGUAUAAUACGCUGCUUUCGCGUUGUGCAUUGAGACGUUUCUUUUCAGUGUAUCCGCCACAGCACUUGCUACGAAACCUAUUACUCCUAACAAAGUACCUCACUAACCUCCUGGCAACAUGGGGUCACUCCACGACUCCCGCAUCCACAAGUGGUUCGCGACUUCGCCUCCUGUCGCGUGGACAAUACGACAACUACGAGAGCUUCUCAUCGGCUCCCUCAAGCAAGGGGCAAUUCCACAGCAUGUCGCAUUCGUCAUGGAUGGCAACAGGCGCUUUGCGCGAAAUCACCACAUUGAGACUGUAGAAGGGCAUAACCUAGGCUUCGAGUCACUGGCCCGUAUUCUGGAAGUCUGCUAUAAAACUGGCGUCAAGGUCGUUACCAUCUAUGCGUUUAGUAUCGAGAACUUCAAACGAUCCAAACACGAGGUUGGUGCGUUGAUGGCCAUGGCAAAGGUCAAGCUCGAGCAGAUGGCCGAACACGGAGCUCUUCUGGAUCGGUAUGGCGCGAGUAUCCGGGUCCUAGGUCAGCGCAGUCUUGUGAGGCCAGAUGUCUUGCAGGCUGUUGACAGGGCCGUCGCAAUGACGGCGCAUAACAAAAGGGCUGUACUUAACAUUUGUUUUCCAUAUACGUCGCGGGACGAAAUCACAACCGCGGUCAUGAAGACAGUAGAGACGUACGGCACGCCCAUCCACAACCUUCCAACUUCCUCAAGACGCACCUUCUCCGAAUCGCACAUAACCCAACACAUUCGUAAGCAGAUGGUUGAGGACACUGCCGAUGGAGGAGCUGAGCAGCCUGAGUCGCGGUCAAGGUCUACUUCAAAUUCAUCCAAGGAAGAGAGAAAUGCGGAGGACGAGCGGUCUUCUUCGACUUCAACGGCCAUCAAUACGUCUGAGAAGGACGAGCCUCAGCCAGCACCCGCUUACCUGAAUCCCGAACUGAUUACCGCCCAGACUUUGACGGACAAUAUGAUGACAGCUGGUGCUCCACCACUGGACCUGCUAGUCCGUACUUCUGGUGUUGAGCGGCUGAGCGAUUUCAUGCUCUGGCAGUGUCACGAGAAUACAUCCAUCGUUUUUCUCGAAUGCUUAUGGCCAGAAUUCGAUCUAUGGCAAUUUUUGCCUGUGCUGGUAGAGUGGCAAUGGCAGCAGAAAAAGAUACUGGAGGAGCAGAAGCAGCAGAAGCGGAUUCGCGGGCGUUCCAAGAUAGAAUGAGAAAUUUGGGUGAUUGUAGAAGUCGAAGAACCACAGCGAUUGCGGUUAGAGGAAGAAAGCAUCGCAAGCUAGUGGGACAUUUGAGCUCUCAUCGACGAUACCCCAAAAAGAAGCAUGUCCAUUCAUAGCUUGAGUCAGGCUCCCGAUCGAUUGAAAUAUCAGGAACCAGGGUGCGACGAAAUUAUGUAGCAGCUUGACAACUACAACUAAGUCUAUUCACAGCUUGGCGUGCAUGCGAAGGCGUGUGUGACCAUGUGCC